GUUAUGAAAAAACAAAAAUUUGAAGAUCGAGUAUACAAAGUAGUUACUCUAGGAGAAGGCAGAGUGGGUAAAACAUCAAUCAUAACACGAUUCUUCGAUAAUUCCUUCUCUGAAUAGACUCAGGAAACUUCUGAUGGCUAUUGCAAGGAGAAAACAAUUUAGACUAAAAAAGGACCAAUUGAUUUGGCCGUAUGGGUAGCUUAUAAGUCAUUUACAUUAAGGAUACCGCUGGCCAAGAGAAGUACCACAGUCUGGCUCCACUUUAUUAUAGAAAUUCAGAUGCUGCCAUCAUAGUCUAUGAUAUCACAGUCAAAGAAACAUUGCAGAAAGGACGCUAGUGGAUAUAAGAACUCAAGUAAAUGGCUGAAAAUGAUAAUAUGCUAUUGGUUAUUGUAGGCAAUAAAUGUGACAUGCACAUUCAUAAAGAUGUAGAAUAAUCAUGUACUAUCUGUCAAAUAACAAUUAUUAGAAAUUGAUGAAUUAUGCAAUCAAUAUAAUGCAAAACAUUUUUUGGUCUCAGCCAAAUCUGGUAAGGGAAUACCAGAAAUUUUUGAUCACUUAGCUAAUGGUAAAUAUAUUAUGAAAUUAUAGAAUUGAAGUAAAUAGUGAAAUAACCCAAUACAAGAAGUGCUUUGAAGUAAGGAAAGAAGAAAGAGUCAUAAAAUUAAGGGGGAGGUUGUUGCUGAUGUAU
Molecule: messenger RNA, 691 nt
Organism: Paramecium octaurelia
Lineage: Eukaryota; Ciliophora; Oligohymenophorea; Peniculida; Parameciidae
Source: the annotation of a GenBank genome assembly